AUGCAUUUGCGCCGUCACCGGCAUCUCCUUGAUGUUCUCCCUUGUGUGCAGGUGAUAGCGCAGGUGAUAUUAAGGAACGAUACAAGAUAUAGAAUGGCUGCCGCCUACCUCAAAGGGCAGGUGGCUCCAGCCCCUGACGAGGAUAGCUUUGGGUUGGAUGAACACCUGCGGAAGGCGGCGACUGCGAGUUCUGAUGAGCAAGCAGCGCAGGAGGAUUCGAGGGAAGAGUCAGCUGAGCAGCAGCUGCAUGGAUCAGAUGACCCUGUGCCCCUGGCAUCGCCCGAGACCACUGGGCAGGCGGGGCGAUUGCCCAGGCGCCCGCAAGUGUUGUUUCUUCUAAGACUGGUGAAAUCUGUUUGUCAAUACCUGUAUACGCGGGAGACGCAUGUGGCAAAUCAAAUUUGCUAUAUCGGCAUGACCGUUUUCUCCGCAAUCCAAAUAGAUAACAUGAGGGUACAGAGUGUUGUCAUUGACGACACUCUGUGGGUUGGUGUCAUACUACGGACUGUUCCUUGGCGCCAAGUUGAUGUACGGGGCUUAAUUUCAUUACAGCGGGGCGUGUCGUUGCAGAGCAAAAUACCCAAGAAAUAA
Messenger RNA from Aureococcus anophagefferens, 591 nucleotides. RefSeq lists its product as hypothetical. NCBI's taxonomy places the organism in Eukaryota, Pelagophyceae, Pelagomonadales, Pelagomonadaceae. The record is from RefSeq and is a predicted model, not a curated record. The transcript has 5 exons. Bases 1 to 591 code for a protein of 196 amino acids.